AUGGCAGCGCUACGUCCCUUUCAACUCCCUCUGCGCCAAUAUGGUCGCUCACUCUCUACCUCUACAAAGCCCAGUCCCCGUCACCUCCUGUCCAUAUCCGAGCUCACACCGACCGAAUUAAGCACGCUCGUGAACAACGCAACAACCUACAAGUCAUCCGCCCUGCAGCCAACAUGGCCCAAGCGCACCGCCCUCUCCAAUCGGACCAUUGCAAUGCUCUUCUCCAAGCGCUCGACGCGGACAAGAAUCUCAACUGAGGGGGCUGUGGUGGCAAUGGGCGGCCAUCCGAUGUUCCUUGGCAAGGAUGAUAUACAGCUUGGUGUGAAUGAGUCACUAUACGAUACCUCGGUGGUGAUAUCGAGCAUGGUCGCUGGGAUAGUCGCACGAGUCGGUCCACACGCAGACAUCGCAAACCUCGCAAAGGACAGUACUGUGCCAGUCAUAAAUGCGCUGUGUGAUACGUAUCAUCCCAUGCAAAUCAUUGCCGACUUUGCAACUUUGACACAGACCUUCUCUACACCGGCAGAGAAACUACAAGGAUUGAAGAUCGCCUGGGUAGGGGACGCGAACAAUGUGUUGUAUGAUAUGUGCAUUGGGGCAAGAAAAUUGGGCAUCGAAAUGGCGGUAGCCUCCCCAGAGGGCUACAGUAUUCCACAGAACAUCAAAAAAGAAAUUGAGGCCGCGGGACCCGGCACCCUUUUUGAGACAACUACGCCCGAGGAAGCCGUCAAGGGGGCCAAUGUCAUCGUCACCGAUACAUGGAUUUCCAUGGGGCAGGAAUCUGAGAAGCAAAAACGCUUGACCGCAUUUGAGGGCUAUCAAGUGACAGAACAGAUGGCUCGUAAAGGAGGGGCGGCGCAGGAUUGGAAGUUUAUGCAUUGCCUCCCACGGCACCCGGAGGAAGUUAGCGAUGAAGUCUUCUAUGGGCCGCGAUCCCUGGUUUUCCCAGAGGCACAAAACAGGCUCUGGUCGGCGAUUGCCACGUUGGAGGCGUUUGUGGUGAACAAGGGAGAAGUGAAAAGGGCAGAGUAG
Molecule: messenger RNA, 1032 nt
Organism: Fonsecaea pedrosoi CBS 271.37
Lineage: Eukaryota; Fungi; Ascomycota; Eurotiomycetes; Chaetothyriales; Herpotrichiellaceae
Product: ornithine carbamoyltransferase, mitochondrial
Exons: 1
Coding region: 1-1032 (343 amino acids)
Biological process (GO): L-citrulline biosynthetic process
Cellular component (GO): mitochondrion
Molecular function (GO): ornithine carbamoyltransferase activity; amino acid binding
Source: RefSeq, a predicted model, not a curated record